ACAAGCCGGUGGCUCCCAGAGCGGCCGGGGCGGGCGCGGCGGGAGCCCCCAGCGCAGCGCGGAGCGGAGCGCGGAGCCCACCUGCCCUCGGGACUCAGCAUCGCCCUGUUCCUCGCUCCGCACCUUUACUCCCCCCGCGUACUGAGAUCUUGAUAUACGUAUAUAUAAAAUUUUUUUAUUAUUAUUAUUUUUUUUUUUAAUAUCGCUCCCCCCCGGCUUUUCCUCCAGGACUUUUCCACCGCCUUGGGACACCCGCAAAACUUCUCCCUCGCUCCCCCUUUCCCUCCCGCCCUUCCUUUGCUGGUGGUUUGGUUUUUUGUUUUGCUGUUGUUUUUUUUUUAUAUAUAUUUUUUAUUUUUUGUUUUAAAUUUUUGGGGGAAGACCCGCCCGCGUUUCGCCUCCCGUGCCCCACCGGAGAGGCCGGGAGCGGCUCCGGGCGGCGCGGGCAGCACCUCCCCGGCGCACCGCGUGUGUGCCCGGCGGCCCGGCUCGGCUCGGCUCGGCGCGGCACGGCCCGGCUCGGCUCGGCGCGGUUCGGGCGCUCCCCCCCGAUAAUGCAGAGCUACAAGUACGACAAGGCGAUCCCGCCGGAGAGCAAGAAUGGGGGCAGCCCGGCGCUGAACAACAACCCGGCCAAGAGCAGCAGCAAGAAAGCCCUGCUCAUCUGCCUCGACUUCCUCUGCCUCGUCAUGGCUGGGUUGCCCUUCCUCAUCAUCGAAACGAGCACAAUCCAGCCCUACCAGCGGGGCUUCUACUGCGACGACGACAGCAUCAGGUACCCGCUGAAGACGAUGGAGACGAUCAAUGACGCAGUGCUGUGUGCUGCGGGCAUCCUCAUCGCCAUCCUCGCCAUCAUCACGGGAGAGCUCUACCGCAUCCACUACCUGAAGGAGAAGUCGCACUCCUUUAUCCAGAACCCCUACGUGGCUGCUCUCUACAAGCAGGUGGGCUGCUUCGUUUUCGGCUGCGCCAUCAGCCAGUCCUUCACAGACAUUGCCAAAGUGUCCGUCGGGCGCUUGCGGCCGCAUUUCCUGGAAGUUUGCGAUUUGGAUUUCUCCACCAUCAACUGCGGGAAGGGAGUUUACAUCCAAAACUACACCUGCAGGGGAAGCGACAGCAAGGUGCAGGAAGCCAGGAAAUCCUUCUUCUCCGGGCACGCGUCCUUCUCCCUCUACACCAUGCUGUAUUUGGUGUUUUAUCUGCAGGCCAGAUUCACGUGGAAGGGAGCCCGUCUGCUCCGUCCCCUCCUCCAGUUCACCCUCAUCAUGAUGGCGUUUUACACCGGCCUGUCCCGUGUGUCGGACCACAAGCAUCACCCCACCGACGUGCUGGCUGGCUUUGCACAGGGAGCCCUGGUGGCUUACUGCGUGGUGUUUUACGUCUCAGAUCUCUUCAAGCCCAAGACAAAGACUUGCCUGCCUCCACCGCCCAUCCGGAAGGAGAUCCUUUCACCUGUGGACAUCAUUGAGCGGAAUAACCAUCACAACAUGGUGUAGACCUUUGAGAAAUUGGAUGGGUGUUGUAUUUUAUUUUAAUUUUUUUUUUUUUUAUUUUUUUUUUUGCGAAAAAAUGACUGCUGACAGCAACUACCUGCUGCUCUCAAAUCUCAUCAGACAGUAGAAUGUAGGGAGAGACUUUCUUGCCCGACCAGUAAAGUCUUACUCUGUGGUCUUUUCAACUUGCGACAUUUGGAUGAAAGGGGUGGUGGUCAACUAAGUCAAAAGCGACGAUGAGAAAGGAAAAAACGCAAAACGCAAAAGCCGAACAAACAAAGAGAGGUGCCGGAGUUCUGGAUGUGCAAUUGGUUUGAGUGUUCAUGUUGUAGUGAACGCCAAAUUGUUCAUAGCCUAAUGAACACUAAGGGAUUUUUGGAAAGCUGGCCAUCUUAGGUUUUUUUGUUUUUUUUACUAUGAAGAUUUCCAAUGCCUGCGAGGAAAAAAACAAACAACUCACGACUAAAUUGUAUAGCACUAUAUACGAGAAACAGCACUGAGUCAAGAUCUGGGAUGGUUUGUAAGAGUUGCUUUUUUUUCUCUUUUUGAUACUAGUUUAUUUUUUUGCCUCCUCUAUUCCAUACUGUGACUUAGUUUAGAAGAAGCUUGCCCGGUCAAAGAUCUCCGAAGGGUCUCUGAUCACACUACACACGCCUUUAACGAGCAGUCCUGAGACGCGCAGUGAGGCUGAAUAACUCCAUCCUCCGCGCAGAGAAGCCACAUUUCUUCCUCUCCGCUCGCACCCUGGCGAGGGUUCGUCCUGCCUGAGCCCCCGGGGCGUGCGCAGCCCCCACAAAUGGCCCUUCAUGGAAAGAGCAUCCUCCGCUUCCUGGCCAUCCUCCAUCCCCUUCCCCCCCGCUUCCCAAAAAAAAAAAAAAAAUAAAUCACAGCAGAUUUUCUGUGCGCCCACAGGAGCUGGCGGUUCGCAAGUGGGUAGCGGCGGCUCUGCCGAAGACGCGUUGGCACUACGACCCCGGGGCUGAGUCCUGGGGAAACUUUUAUUCUGCAGUUUCGGGACGGGCUGCUGGGCGGCACGUCCCAGCCUGGGUGUCAGUCGGUUUGUGCAUCAUCAUCCUCCUCCUCCUCCUCCUCCUCCCUUGGGCACCCCGGUGCACGCCACGGCAGGUACCAGGUCCUGUGCUCCGCUCGGUGACACCGGCGGUAAAUCAGUCGUGCCUAUAUCCAGUGUGAUGACGAUGAUGAUUAUUAUUUUUUAUUUUUUUUAUUAUUUUUAUUUUUUUUUUGCCCGGAAACCACAGGUUCUCAGUUUGCAGCCCUUUCACAGAGCGCGUUUGCAAAGGGAUCCCGCAAAGCAUGCAGAACGGCCAUUUGCACAUCCUUCUUACAGAAUCCGUCCUAUCAUUUCAACUAUAGCAAGCUAUGAUGUUUUUUUUUUAUAUAUAAAUAUUAUAUAAAUAAUGUAUAAAACCUUAAAAAUUAACUAUGUAAAAUAUUAUUUCUGAAACAAUUUUAGAUAUAUCCACUAUGACUAUAAACUGUGUCCUGACCUGUGUUUAUUUACAUUUUGCUGCUUAAAAAAGCAUUGAAUUAAUUUUUUUUAUAGUCGACUAAAAUAUUGUAGUUCUGUGGUAGUAAUAUUUUAAUGAAAAUAACUACAAUUAGAGACAUUUGUAUAAAAAAAAAAAACAUAUUAAAUUGUCUGUAUUUUUGUAAUGUUCCAUUUUGUAAAGAGAAGAAUAUUCAAAGACUUUUGUAGAAUACAAAAUUGAAGUUUGUAUCUGCGAAAUUAUUGCUGUAUAAAUGUGCUUUUUAAAUAAAA
Chroicocephalus ridibundus (black-headed gull) is the source of this 3273-nucleotide messenger RNA. It is a transcript of the gene PLPP3, whose product is annotated as phospholipid phosphatase 3. NCBI's taxonomy places the organism in Eukaryota, Metazoa, Chordata, Aves, Charadriiformes, Laridae. The record is from RefSeq and is a predicted model, not a curated record. The transcript has 6 exons. Gene Ontology annotation, molecular function: sphingosine-1-phosphate phosphatase activity; phosphatidate phosphatase activity. Bases 555 to 1496 code for a protein of 313 amino acids. Gene Ontology annotation, biological process: phospholipid metabolic process; signal transduction; phospholipid dephosphorylation. Gene Ontology annotation, cellular component: plasma membrane.